Molecule: messenger RNA, 1239 nt
Organism: Tetrahymena thermophila SB210
Lineage: Eukaryota; Ciliophora; Oligohymenophorea; Hymenostomatida; Tetrahymenidae
Exons: 1
Source: RefSeq, a predicted model, not a curated record
AUGGAAUUACUUAGUACAACAUCUGAAGUUAAAGGAGAAGAAUCAUGCUAGCUAAGCUCUUAAACUAAUUAAACAAAGAUAAAUAAAUAAAUUUAAAAGAAUAAAACCAACAUAAAGAAUCAUUAUAUACAUGAAAGUCGCAAAUAAUCAUUUAAAAAUUUUAAGGUUCAUCAAACAUUAAAACCUAAAGAACAGAAAAUGAAUUGUAUUUUUAUAAAAUCUAAAUAUUGGAAACGUAAGAAAUUAGUUGGUGUCUCAUCUAAUGUUUCAGAUAUUCAAGUCUCCAACAAGUUAGUACUUUUUAAUGAAUUACAAAUAGAAACAUACUAUGAAGAUUAAGAACCAUAUUAAAUAUAUGAUCUCUCACAAGAAAUCAACAGAGUUUCCUCUAUCUGCAAAAACAAUACAUAAAGAAUACUAGAAAUGAAUCUUUGCAGCUAAUUAGAUAACAAGUAAUAUACAUUUAAAUUUUUGAUUGACCACUUUCGUAAAAUCCCUGAACCUUAGUAUUAAAGUCUCUAUUAAUCUUUGUAAAAAUAUUAAAUGACUGUUACUUCUAUGUAUUGCAGACUUCACAGUAUAUAAAAAUAAAUUUAAAAAGAAGAAAGCUAUUACUAAGAAGUUUUGGAUUAAUCAAACGCUAUUUAUUCCAAUGUUAGAGAAAAAGUUAAAUAGUAUUGCUAAAAACUGAAUUAAAAUAGUAAGAGCAAUUAAUGUUUUUACUUAUAUAAAAUAUAAAGAGUAAAUUAUUAAUCCAAAUCAAAUGAUUUCACGUAAAUAGGAAUUUCCUACGAUUUACUAAGUGUUUUAGGACUUAACGAAGAUAGAAAUGAAAAUUUUCCUCUUUCAUUUUACAAUAGCUUAAUCUAAAUAACUAAGCAAUAUAAUGGAGAACAAAGAAUAGAUACAUAAAUUAAAAUACUAGAAGCUAUGAACAACUAUGAUGAAGAUGUCAAAGAUAUUAAAAUAAUUUUGCAGUCUUUAGACUUUUUAGACUUGUACUGCUCAGCAAAUAUACAUUAUAUCUAUCCAGAUCAAGUCCCAUCAUGGAUGGGAAAAGAGGACGUAUGCGCAUAGAUUUGGAGCUUUUCUAUAUGUGAUGAGCUUUUAUAGCAAACAAAUGAACUCAGAAAAUAGUCAAGCAUAUAAGCCGAAUACAGCUGCUAAGACAAUAUAGAAUACUGUAUGACCAGAGACUUAUUCUUCAAUAAAUUUUAUCCAACUACUCCAUCCUAGUGA